GCAUCCAAAGCCGAAAGCAAUACACAUCUCUUAUUCUCUAGUCUCUAAUCCCCAAGAUCAUGACAAUGCUCAAGAACAAACGCAUAACCUUCUCAUUGAUCUUGGUGUGUCUCGUGAUGGUGUCUCCAAUGGCUAAAGCUCAGCUUGGUCUCGGUGGUGGUGGUGGUGGUCUUGGUGGUCUUCUUGGCGGUCUCGGUGGUCUUCUUGGUGGUGGUGGUGGUAGUGGUGGUGGACUUGGGGGACUUGGAGGCCUUUUAGGUCUCAUCAAUAUCCAAGGCAUACUCCGUUGCUCUGUCAAUGGCAAUGUUUCCGCUCCUAUUUUCCCUAAUGCAGGCGUGCAGCUACAGUGCGGGGCACAAAACAACGUCGUUUCAGCGUCGACAACGAACGGUGCGGGGUUAUUCUCGAUACUAGUAAACCCAGUUCAGCUUUUGCUUUCUACACUCCUCUCCGAUUGUAAGCUCGCCGUCACGACCCCUCUCUCCACCUGCGACGUCUCACUUCCUACCGGCCAACUUCUCUCACCGUUGACCCUCGUCGGAAACACCGUCUCUGGUCUCAUCCGCAUCGCCACCCUCGGCCCCGUCGGCUUUCUCCUCGCUAAUUAAUUAGAACUAUACUUUAUGUUCUGCGACUGUGUCUUUAAUUAAUUUCCAUCUCUCGUUAUAUGUUGUUUGUUUCGUGACCAAUUUGUGUUUGCUUGCGCAUGCGUUAACCAUAUAUGCAUGAAUAAGGUCUAGGGUUUCUGUCUCAGUUUUCAAAGUCGCAUGCUGUUAUAAAAUGUAAGAAUUAAUUUCCCGUUUUUUUA
This is a messenger RNA of Eutrema salsugineum, 808 nucleotides long. RefSeq names its product phylloplanin. The record is from RefSeq and is a predicted model, not a curated record. Lineage: Eukaryota; Viridiplantae; Streptophyta; Magnoliopsida; Brassicales; Brassicaceae. The coding region runs from base 60 to 608 and encodes 182 amino acids. The transcript is spliced from 2 exons.